UCUGGUGACCUCGGCUUCCAAAAUUCUCAAAAUUUUUGCCUGCGGCGUAAUGAAGAAAGAUUUAUCGGUAUAUGGGAGAAUUUGCAUGGAUUAAGAUGGAUUGGAGUUAUAAUUGAGGGGAUUAAAAGGGAUAUGGAGAGAUUUGGGCGUGAUAAGUGUAUCAAAUUACCUGAGACGGAGUUAGGAUAUCAAAAAAAUAUUUUUUAUUCAUUUAAGUUCAUUUUAAUUACUUCUUCAUUACUUUCACCUCUUUUAUCCAUUUCUGUUGCUUUUUCAAUUAUUGGAUGGAUUGGAAUUAAAUUUAAUUCAAUAAUGCCUAUAAUGCCGUUUCUCGUUUUUGGUAUUGGGGUGGAUAAUGCUUUUUUAUUAAUACAUUCUUGGAGGAAAUGGGCUUUGAUUGAACAAAGCGAAUUAAAUGAGAAUGAAGAAAUUACAUUUGCUCAAAGAAUGGCAAACGUUUUUGGAGAGAUGGAUUCUUCUAUAGCAAUAACUUCUUUAACUAAUGGAAUUGCUUUUGGAGUUGGUAUUUUCUCUCCAUCAUCUUUAAUGUCCAAUUUUUGUUUGUGUACUUCAAUUGCUAUAUUUUUGGAUUUUUUAUUUGAAUUUUUAAUAUUUGCACCUUGUCUCCCUUUUAUUAAAUGGAAAAUUGAAGAAAACGAGAGUACAAUAAAAGGAGAGAAUUGGCCACUUUUUGGAAUAAUGAAAUUGAGAAAGGAAAGGUGA
Messenger RNA from Meloidogyne enterolobii, 723 nucleotides. The record is from the annotation of a GenBank genome assembly. NCBI's taxonomy places the organism in Eukaryota, Metazoa, Nematoda, Chromadorea, Rhabditida, Meloidogynidae.